Fragaria vesca subsp. vesca is the source of this 609-nucleotide messenger RNA. RefSeq lists its product as uncharacterized. The transcript has 2 exons. The record is from RefSeq and is a predicted model, not a curated record. The coding region runs from base 1 to 609 and encodes 202 amino acids. NCBI's taxonomy places the organism in Eukaryota, Viridiplantae, Streptophyta, Magnoliopsida, Rosales, Rosaceae.
AUGAGGGAUAAUGGAUGGGAUUCUUUACUAGAUCAAGUUGUUGUGUUUUGUGGGAAAGAAAAUAUCAUGGUUCCUAACAUGAAUCUCCAACUACAAGAGUUGAACAAUCGUUUCAAUGAGGCCAAUACAGAGCUACUCCUCUGCCUUGCUUGUUUAAGUCCGAAUGAUACAUUUUCUUGUUUUAACAAGGAACGUUUGAUGCAUCUUGCUCACUUAUAUCCGGCUGAUUUUUCUACAUCGGAUUUGUUGAUACUAGAGUCACAACUUGAUAUUUACAUUGAUGAUAUGCAGUCUAACUCUAAGUUUCAAAACAUGCAUGGAAUAUCUGAUCUAGCACUGAAACUUGUUGAGACAAGAAAGCAUAAGACUUAUCAAUAUGCAUAUCUGCUCAUUACCUUGGCACUAGUACUUCCAGUUGCAACAGCCACAGUUGAAAGGGCAUUCUCUGCCAUGAACAUCAUAAAGAAUCGAAUGCGUAAUCGAAUGGGAGAUCAGUGGUUGAAUGAUAGCUUAACAGUGUACCUUGAGAAAGAUGUGUUCAAUGCCAUUGACAAUGAAGUUAUAAUUCAGCGAUUUCAAAACAUGGCACCUCGUCGAGGACAACUAUAG